Messenger RNA from Suillus plorans, 1863 nucleotides. RefSeq names its product acyltransferase ChoActase/COT/CPT. Gene Ontology annotation, biological process: carnitine metabolic process. Bases 1 to 1863 code for a protein of 620 amino acids. Gene Ontology annotation, cellular component: mitochondrion; peroxisome. The record is from RefSeq and is a predicted model, not a curated record. Gene Ontology annotation, molecular function: carnitine O-acetyltransferase activity. The transcript is spliced from 9 exons. NCBI's taxonomy places the organism in Eukaryota, Fungi, Basidiomycota, Agaricomycetes, Boletales, Suillaceae.
AUGGCCACCAAGCGCAAUUUCAAGUCCUCAGCCCCGAGGAAGUCUGAUAUUCCAGAGGGAUAUGCUGUUGAUCCUACUGCAGGGAACAUGUUACGGUUCCAGGCGUCACUUCCUCGGCUUCCAGUUCCGGCGCUGUCCUCAACCGUGCACAAGUACCUUGAGACCAUUCGGCCUCUACUGACGGAUGCGGAGUAUACCAAGUCCCAGGCUACUGCACAAGACUUUCUUAAAUCACCUCAGGCUGCUGAGCUUCAGAAACGCCUAGAAGCCCGUGCCGCAGAUCCAUCCAUCAAGAAUUGGCUAGCGGACUGGUGGAAUGAUGCAGCAUACAUGGGCUACCGCGACCCUGUCGUGGUUUAUGUCAGCUACUUCUACGUGCAUCUUGAUGAUCCACGCAGACGUGACCCGGCGAAGAGGGCUGCUAGUCUGAUCAAAGCUAUGCUACCUUUCAGAGAAAUCACAGAAUCGAAACAAAUAGAACCUGAAAAGGUUCGUGGGAUGCCACUGUGCAUGGAUUCGUACAAAUGGCUCUUCCAUGCAUGCCGAUACCCUACCAAGCCAUCCGACACUGCCAAGAAGUUUGAUCCAAAGGCACACAAUCACGUCGUGUUUGUGAGGAAGAACAAGUUCUAUGAAGUUCUGCUCGCAACCCCGGAAGGACAUGAACUAAGCGAGGCUGAACUAGAAGUACAAGUGGAACGAGUCAUUAGAAUGGCAGGAAAGGAGACAGGCGCUCCGGUCGGCGCGCUGACAGCGGAGAACCGAGAUAUUUGGACUGAUGCACGCUCUGCACUAAUAGCAAGUUCGCCAUUGAACCAACAAUCUCUCGAGCGGAUAGAGUCUUCCGCGAUCAUCAUCUGCCUUGACGACACUACGCCCGUCUUGCGCGAAGAUAUUUCUUGGUCUUGCUGGGUCGGAGACGGCCGGAACCGUUUCUACGACAAGCACCAAUUAAUCGUCUUUGAUAAUGGGCGAUCGGGUUUCCUUGGGGAGCAUUCGUGCAUGGAUGGCACGCCCACGCUUCGCCUGAAUGAAUUCAUUCUUGCUUCUCUUGCCCACAACAAGGUUGAUCUUGGUGCGCCUAGGUCUAACUCUACCGGUGCCAAUCUUCCGCAGCCCGUAGAGCUAAAAUUUGAGCUUGACGCCACAUGCGGGAAAUACAUUAAUGAGGCAUGUCAACAUUUUGACGAGCUCGUGGAUCAGCAUGACAUGCAGGUGCUCCACUAUGAAGGCUAUGGGAAAGACCUUAUGAAGAAGUUCAAGGCUUCGCCUGAUGCAUGGGUUCAGCUUGUGAAACAACUUGCUUUCCACAAAAUGUUUAAUCGACCUGGUGUGACGUAUGAAAGCUGUCAGACGCGCAAAUACCAGCAAGGCCGCACGGAGGUCAUUCGUAGUGCCAGCUUAGAAAGCAAGGAAUGGGCCGAAGCCAUGCUUAAUUCAGAAGAAUCUGAUGAACACCGCGCCGUGCUUUUCCGCCGUGCCGUCGCGCGCCACCUGCAGUAUGCUGCUUGGGCCGCGGAUGGGCAAGGGGUGGACCGACAUUUAUUUGGCCUAAAGAAGAUGGUUCGUGAUGGCGAGUCUGUCCCAGCUAUCUAUUCGGACCCAGCGUUUUCCAAGACGAAUCAUUGGGAAUUGUCAACAUCUCAACUUUCUUCCAAGUAUCUAGAUGGGUGGGGCUACGGAGAAGUUGUCACGGACGGUUAUGGACUUUCGUAUUCCAUCGAUGAUCAUUACAUCCGGUGGACCAUCACAUCACUUUUACGAAAUACUGCCGAACUGAAACACUACCUCGCGGAGGCUGCAACGGAGACGAGGUUCAUGAUGGAGAGAGUUGCUGCCGCUGAGCAGAAGGGGAAGUUGUGA